Triticum dicoccoides is the source of this 1083-nucleotide messenger RNA. RefSeq names its product BTB/POZ and MATH domain-containing protein 1-like. Gene Ontology annotation, biological process: protein ubiquitination. Bases 1 to 1083 code for a protein of 360 amino acids. Lineage: Eukaryota; Viridiplantae; Streptophyta; Magnoliopsida; Poales; Poaceae. Gene Ontology annotation, molecular function: protein binding. The record is from RefSeq and is a predicted model, not a curated record. The transcript has a single exon.
AUGUCAUUUGCCGGCGUCUCUCUCGUCGGCGGCGAUGGCGAGGCCGUCGGCCACGCCAUCAACGUCUCCGCGGCCAGCGGGUACCACCUGCUCGUGGUUAACCGCUACUCGCACAUCAAAGCCAUUACACCUAAUCGCAGAAACAUCCUCUCUCUCCCUUUCAUGAUAGGAGGUCAUCGUUGGCGCAUCAGCUACUAUCUUAAUGGCGACCGCUCAAAGUGUGCGGACUCUGUAUCUCUUUAUUUUCUUCUCGAUGAAAAUGCCGUGGAGCGUCUGAAGGUACAGUUUGGAUUUAGUUUCAUCGACGAGCUUGAGAAGCAAGAUUCAACAUAUAUUCGUGCAAAAAAGGCAGACAAUUUCUCCAGCUGUCACCCCUCUUGGGGUUACAGGAAUUUCAUGAAAAGAGACGCCCUUGAGAAAUCAAAGCAUCUAAAAGAUGAUUGUUUCACCAUCCGCUGUGACGUCGCCAUUGCCACGACAGUUGAUCUCCUCAUCAAGGUGCCGCCUUCUAGCAUAAAACAGCAUAUCAGCGACCUUUUCCUGUCCGAGGAGGGCACGGACGUGACAUUCAUGGUGUCCGGUCAGAAGUUCGCUGCCCACCGAUGCGUGCUUGCAGCUCGGUCUGUGGUUUUCAAGGCGGAGCUGCUUGGCUCCAUGAAGGAGGGCACUGUAGCAAGUGUCAUAGAUGUAGAAGACAUGGAAGCAAAGGUGUUUAGGUCCUUGCUUGACUUUAUUUACACCGACUCGCUGCCCAAGAUGGAGAUAGACAUGGGGGGUGAGGAAGGAGAAGCCCAGGAAGCAUUGUGGCUGCAACACUUGCUUGCAGCAGCGGAUAGAUAUGAUCUCCAAAGGCUCAAAGGACUAUGUGAAGAAAAGCUGUGCUCUCACAUAGAUGUGAGCUCGGUGACGACUAUUCUUACUCUAGCUGAGCAGCAUAAUUGUCAUGGGUUGAAGGAGGUUUGCUUUGAAUUCAUCAAGACUCCCGCCAAUUUGAAGGAGAUAACGGCGGCUGACGGCUUGGAGGACAUAACUAGAACCUGUCCUUCUCUUCUGAAGGAGCUCAUUGCUAAGCUUGCUUCCUAA